UCAGCCAUCAGCGAUUUCGGAAAUCGGCCUUCGGUUUCCAUUUUUCAUAGGAGAGCUACCCCCUCAACCUCUUCCUUUAAACCGUCAAACGCCUCAGCUUUCUUUUGCACCCCGCAAAAGCAAAAGCAGAAGAAGAAGAAGAAGCAGAAGCAAAAUCUGCCUCUUGCGCCUCAUACGCUUCCGUACAACCUCAUACGAGCUCAUUUGCAAGGUUCAAUUGCUCAGCCGAGAGCAAUACAACAAAUAACAGAGCUUCACCUCCCAGUUGGUUUUCAAGGCGCGGAUCUCCAAAGCUCCACCAUGUCCUCUCCUGGCGACAACCACUCGCUCUUCGCGAGGCACUAUAUCGAUUAUGUCUACGCCCCUGGCCUGCUCCUCAUCGUUGGCACUCUUAUCGUUAAGAAGGAAUGGGCUCCUUGGGCUGCUCUUGUCGCCGUAGCAUUCGGCAUUUACAACUUCAUGGCCUUCCAGGUCAAGACAAGUCUUAAGCCCGAUGUCUUUCAGGAGUUCGAGCUCGAGGAGAAGACCAUCGUAUCUCACAAUGUCGCCAUCUACCGCUUCAAGCUCCCCAGCCCCAAGCACAUUCUCGGUCUUCCCAUCGGCCAGCACAUCUCAAUUGGCGCUCCUUGCCCCCAGCCCGAUGGCACUACCAAGGAGAUUGUUCGUUCCUACACUCCCAUCUCUGGUGACCACCAGCCCGGCCACGUUGACCUCUUGAUCAAGUCUUAUCCUCAGGGCAACAUCUCCAAGCACAUGGCGUCUCUCACUGUCGGUCAGACCAUCAAGGUCCGUGGCCCCAAGGGCGCUUUUGUCUACACUCCCAAUAUGGUUCGGCACUUUGGUAUGAUUGCUGGCGGUACUGGAAUCACUCCCAUGCUCCAAGUCAUCCGCGCCAUCGUUCGCGGCCGAGCUACCGGAGACAAGACCGAGGUCGACCUCAUCUUUGCCAACGUUACUGCCCAGGAUAUCCUUCUCAAGGAGGACCUCGACGCUCUCGCUAAGCAGGACUCUGGUAUCCGCGUUCACUACGUCCUCGACAAGCCCGAGGAGGGUUGGACUGGUGGCGUUGGCUACGUCACUGCCGACAUGAUCGACAAAUAUCUUCCCAAGCCUGCCGAUGAUGUCAAGAUUCUUCUGUGCGGUCCUCCUCCCAUGAUUAGCGGUCUCAAGAAGGCAACAGAGAGCCUUGGCUUCAAGAAGGCCCGUCCUGUCAGCAAGCUCGUUGACCAGGUCUUUGCCUUCUAAGCAUGCCAAUUACUCCCGCUUCACAACCUCUGCCAAUUCCUUACUCCUCGCAAUAAGGAACCAUACAGGGGUCAUCAAUAGCAAUGUAAAACCCAGCCACCUUAUAUAUACAUACAUAUAUAUAUACAGAAAAUGAGCUUACAAGAGACGGAAUGAUACAUAAAGUCUGAAAUUAAAGGACACGGCCGAUGAGGAGGCGCACAUCCUAGGAAUAGAUGAAGAACCACGACACGCGAAGACAUGUCAAUUCACGUUAGUUGUAUGCCACAAUUUAUUCAUUUAAUCUUAAAUACCAUCACUGUCGGGGCACACCACAGUUUAAAU
Messenger RNA from Fusarium oxysporum Fo47, 1569 nucleotides. RefSeq names its product cytochrome b5 reductase family protein. The coding region runs from base 301 to 1245 and encodes 314 amino acids. Gene Ontology annotation, molecular function: oxidoreductase activity. NCBI's taxonomy places the organism in Eukaryota, Fungi, Ascomycota, Sordariomycetes, Hypocreales, Nectriaceae. The record is from RefSeq and is a predicted model, not a curated record. Gene Ontology annotation, cellular component: endoplasmic reticulum. The transcript is spliced from 4 exons.